AAAAAUAUUAUGAAUGGACUCGCUUUUAGUAAUACAAGCAGGCUCAAUUAUUCGUUUAACAGAGGAAGAGGAGGGCUUACUUUAAGCGGAGAAUUCAGAACUGCAAAGUCAAAUUCCUCCCACAGACAAUCAGUACAACCUAAUUUUAUCCCUUCAAAAGUAUCUCUUGGGUCUAUUGGAUGGGGAUUGACUCCAAAACUUCACUCUGUUGAUACUGAAAAGCGUUCUUUAUCCACUUUCAGUAUUUUAAAAUCUCUUAGAAAGACUCCAACUCUAGUCAAGUCGAAGGAUAGGUUCCACAUAAAGAGGAUUGACAAGGAUCAUAACAUUACUGGAGCAGUUGGCUUCAUGAGAUUGCCAGGAAAGCUCUCUUCCAAAGUUGAUAGAGAACUCAAGAUGGAUAAUUCUACCUUCACAAGAAUGAAUAUCAACUACCAAAGAAAGUGAAUCCAAGAUAUCGUCAAAGAGAUGUCUCUUAAUACAGGGAAGAAGCAAUCUAUUCACCUCAAGAAAGCCUCUUAUAACAGAGGGAUUCCUAAGAGAAGUAUCUACCCCACAAUGAGAGAACUUCUUGAAAAUCCUGAAAGCAAAACUCUGAUAGGGUUUGAGAAGUGUCCUAGGUAUCAGAAAUGGAAAUCAAAUCAUGACCCUAAUCGUUCAGUAAUGGUGUCGAAGACUCCAUUAAAGAGCACUCGUGAGAGUAGUUUUUACAGAUCAACUUUUCAGUCAAGGAGACGCAGCUCCAACGGUCCUCCUGCUCAGAGGAGAAUGUAGGUAGAACCCUGAGAUC
Messenger RNA from Moneuplotes crassus, 790 nucleotides. The record is from the annotation of a GenBank genome assembly. Lineage: Eukaryota; Ciliophora; Spirotrichea; Euplotida; Euplotidae.